CCUUUCCUUCUUUAUACAUGCUUCCUUCUUUUUUCCUUCUUUCCAUCCUCCUUUGUCACCUCGUUUCAUUCCUUACCUUCUGUCUUCUUUAUCACCUACCUACUGUCUUUGUGGUUCCUUGCCUCUUUCCUUCCUUGCUGUUGUCUGUUGACAUUGUACAGCUCUGCCAAUAAAGUCUAAGAGGAUUGACUGUUAAUCUGUCAGAUUAGCGACGUUAGCAGUUUGCUGUUAAUCUGCUCAGUGGACAAAAUGGACACGAGGAGGACGCUCAUAUUCUCAGCCGUGCUGUUAGCGACGCUGACGUCAGCGUUUGUUGAAGAACUCGAUGACUCCUUCUUGACAACGAGAACAGUCGACGACAGUUGGAUCAUUAAAUUCUACGCCCCCUGGUGUUCACUCUGUAAACAGCUGGAUCCUGUUUGGCAUCAGAUCGGCUCAGAACUCAAAAGUCUUGGUUCUCCGGUCAAAGUCGGCAAAUGUGACGCCACUGCUAACAUUGGUUUGGCCAAAGAGUUCAGGGUCAAAGGUUAUCCAGCCAUCCUCAUGUGGAAGAAACAUUUGAAAUAUAAUUAUUCAGGCCCAAGAACCAGAGACGCAAUACUGGACUUUACACACCGAGUGUCUGGGCCAGUGGUUCGAUCCCUGAACAGUCUGCAGAUUUUCCAGCACGCCAUAAGCCGCCACGAUAUCAUGUUUGUGUAUGUUGGUGCAACAUCACCUCUGAAGGGAAACUUCAUGUCUGUUGCAGAGGAGUUGGUCGUCCACACACACUUCUUCUCUGCUGCGAGAGACGUCUUGCCCAAGGACGUGUCUCUGUCCUCUCUUCCAACUGUUCUGCUUUUCAAAGACACAACGUUUCACACUUACACAGAGGAGAAUGAUGGAGAUCUGAGGUCAUGGGUCAACAGAGAACGCUUCCCUUACUUCUCCAAAAUCGACAGCUUCGCACUGUAUGCCAUGGGAGAGUCAGGUAAACUGGUGGCAUUGGUGCUGCUGGAGGAGCGUAGCCUGUGUGAGGAGAGUGAGAGGUUAAAAGAUCUGCUGAGAAAAGUGACGUCAGAACAGAGACACAUGUACAGCAGACAUUUCUACUUUGGCUUCAUGACAGGAAAUGACUACAUCAAAGGUCUGAUAAUGAGUGAUGUGAUCGAGCCGUCAUUUGUUGUGGUUAAUUUGUCCAAUGACGGCUACUUCCUGCCUCAUGUCCCUGUGAAGACAGAGCGUCAGCUGCGGGACUUCCUGGAUGGUGUGGUGGAUGGUGGCGUGCAGUGUCAGGGAGGAAACAAUGUCGUCCAGCGAAUCAAACGCCUCAUUUAUGAAGCUAAAGCUAUGCUAACACUCCUCUUCACACAGGUGCCUCUGCUCAGCUUCUUCCUGCUCAGUUUCCCGCUCGCCAUUGCUGCAGCCUUCUUUUACCUGUGCUGUAAGCCCCACAAGUGA
Messenger RNA from Solea senegalensis (Senegalese sole), 1440 nucleotides. Its product is annotated as protein disulfide-isomerase TMX3-like. The transcript is spliced from 16 exons. Gene Ontology annotation, cellular component: endoplasmic reticulum. The record is from RefSeq and is a predicted model, not a curated record. NCBI's taxonomy places the organism in Eukaryota, Metazoa, Chordata, Actinopteri, Pleuronectiformes, Soleidae. Gene Ontology annotation, biological process: peptidyl-cysteine oxidation. The coding region runs from base 250 to 1440 and encodes 396 amino acids. Gene Ontology annotation, molecular function: protein disulfide isomerase activity.